AUGCAGCAUUACGGCGCUGGCUACGGUCUGGGGGCGCUUGGCAUGAUGUACGGUCUACACCAGCAGCAGCACCUAGCUCAGAAUCCAUACCUAAGUCCUGACUACCGCAGCUCUCUACACGCCAUCAGCCUAGCUGAGAGACUCGCAGAGGCACGGUAUGGCGUCCACCGGAAGCAGCGUCGCAGCAGGACGGCGUUCACCAAUCAGCAGCUAGCAGCGCUGGAGAAGACUUUUCAGAAGACGCACUACCCGGAUGUGGUGAUGAGAGAGAGGCUGGCGAUGUGUACGAACCUACCGGAGGCCAGGAUACAG
Messenger RNA from Priapulus caudatus, 312 nucleotides. Its product is annotated as diencephalon/mesencephalon homeobox protein 1-B-like. The annotation marks the transcript as partial. Gene Ontology annotation, molecular function: RNA polymerase II transcription regulatory region sequence-specific DNA binding; DNA-binding transcription factor activity, RNA polymerase II-specific. The record is from RefSeq and is a predicted model, not a curated record. Gene Ontology annotation, biological process: regulation of transcription by RNA polymerase II. NCBI's taxonomy places the organism in Eukaryota, Metazoa, Priapulida, Priapulimorpha, Priapulimorphida, Priapulidae. The transcript has 2 exons.